This is a messenger RNA of Oncorhynchus keta (chum salmon), 2439 nucleotides long. RefSeq names its product neurexophilin-2-like. The record is from RefSeq and is a predicted model, not a curated record. NCBI's taxonomy places the organism in Eukaryota, Metazoa, Chordata, Actinopteri, Salmoniformes, Salmonidae. The coding region runs from base 427 to 1359 and encodes 310 amino acids. The transcript has 2 exons. Gene Ontology annotation, molecular function: signaling receptor binding.
ACCAACCUCUCAGCUGUGAGUGGUACAGGAGAUGCUCUCGUGAUUCGGAAUCUUCAUUCUGAUAAACGUUCUCUUCCCGCAAGGUGACUUUGCCUCCCCGCGCAAACUUCCCGACUUCUGUCCUCCAAUAGUAUCCAUCGUUCAAAACUAUGGAUAUUCCUCUCAGAAACGAAACGGACCGGAAAAUAUAAACCUUCAACUAAUUAUCGGUAUCGAAAAUACGGUGAACUGGACGGAGAGAAAAAUACCUACAUCGAAACUUUUUUUUUUGGGGGGGGGGGGUAUUUUUUCUCUCUGUGUGUCUGCCUCGUCUCUUUGUGUUGGAUUGUGUGAAGCUGUGAUCCCUACCGAGCGUUGCUGCUGUGUGUAUGUCAACCCAAGGAGACUCGUAGUGUCAGGGUGGUCCGCGACGGAAGGUGUGCUGCGAUGAUGAAGGUCCUCGUUUGGACCAUUGUGAUCCUCGCCCAGUGUGUUCUACGAAAGGUGCAGGGACUGGAGAAGCAGGUGGCCAAGAACUACCCAGGACUAGACCUGGGUCCAGCAGGCUCAGUGAUGAAGACCACAUAUGGCAUAGGGGGUAGAGCCUUGGGCACCGGAGGAGGGAGCGCAGGGGGAGUUAAACCACCCUACCAAACAACCUCCCGCAUCUUCUCGCCAGGCAUGGACGGGGUCGGCAACCCACCCAUGAAGCCCCCUCUGAAAAGUCCCACCUAUAGCUUCCUCAACCCUUACGACUGGGCAAAGAAUCAGUCUCUUCUCCUGGACCAGACAGGCUAUCGUAACAAACGCAAACCAUCACUGAAGACGGCUCAGAAGACCAAGAAGAUCUUUGGCUGGGGAGAUUUCUACUUCAACGUGAAAACCAUGAAGUUCAGCCUCUUGGUCACCGGGAAGAUCGUGGACCACAUCAACGGCACGUUCACCGUCUACUUCCGCCACAACUCGUCCAGUCUCGGUAACGUCUCCGUGAGUAUCGUCCCUCCAACUAAAAUAGUGGAGUUCGAGGUUCUCCAGCACCAUCAACCGGGCCUCCACGCCCAGCUCCACCCUGAGCUUCACACCCAGAUCACUCAACAACAGACCCCGCACCAGUCCACCUUCGACCCCAAGGAGGUAAAGACCUUCAACUGCCGGGUGGAGUACGAGAAGACUAACCGCUCCAAGAAACCCAAGCCCUGCCUCUACGACCCGUCUCAGACCUGCUUCUCAGAGCACACUCAGUCCCACGCCGCCUGGCUCUGCGCCAAACCUUUCAAAGUCAUCUGUAUCUUCAUCUCCUUCUUUAGCAUUGAUUAUAAGCUGGUUCAAAAAGUGUGUCCGGACUACAACUUCCAGAGCGAACACCCUUACCUUGGAUAAGAGAGGAGCGGGAGAGGAGAAAGUCUGGAGCGUGUUUCGAGGGGAUCUGUUUAAGCAAAGGGCCAAACGCAGAAUCACUCAUCUUGAUCUCUCGUUUAAACAGAGAAUGUGUAGUUAUUUGGGAUGCAAGGUGAUUUGUAGAUCAGUGAUCCUGCGCAGUUCGACUGCAAUGUGUUGUUGUCGAUCUCCAACAUGCACAAUGUCAGGACCGAUGACUUUUUUUCUGCUCUCAACCUACCGUUGGAUUGUGGAUAUUAUUCAAAUGAAGUACUGGUUGUCGACAUUAUAGAUUAUAUAAAUAUGGCAGAUUUUUUCAACCGUUUUACGUAAAAACAUUUGUGUUAUUUGUCUUUGAUUUGAAUGUAAAUAAUGUAAAACAAAAUCUAUACAGCUCUUAGAAAUUGGUUAUUAUCAGUGUUAAUUCAUUUUUGUCUGUUGGAGAAAUCGAAUUUCAAAACAUCAAAACAAGCUUGGAAGUAUGGACGUUUAAGUUGAUGACUUCAUAUUCUCCCUGGUGAUAUAAAUGUCUCAUGCUGUCCUUGUGUAAUCUCGGAAACCCAGAAUCUUGGAACCCGGAACCAAAUUUCAUGUACGCAACAGUCUGUCACAAGAGACUAGUCUUUGUAUGGCAUUAUAGGUUCUAGAAGGUUUUCAUGAUUUCAGUCUUAUUUUUGGAAUCCUUGCUACAAGAUCAUGAUUAUGGAGUCCUGGAGUUAUAUGUAUACAAUACAAUAUUGUACACCGUACUGGGAUCUAUUUCCACAUUCUAUUAUAUUUGACAUUCACUUAACACGUUUAUUAGGCAUUGUAUGAGGCGAGAGUGUUGUAGGAGGCAGAAGCAUUGUAUGAGGCAGGAGCAUUAUUGUAUUAGGCAAGAGCAUUGUAUGAGGCAUUAUAUAAGGAAAUAAAUAUUCAACAAAUGAUAAUAUCUGAUCAGGAAUUUAUUCAGCUGGGUAAUAUCAAAACAUAACUAUUCCAUAGGAUUUUUCUGUCCAAUCAGAAUAUUGUACAUGUAAGUCCAAAGAAAUAAAGAUCAUGGAUACCCUUUCAGAGAAUGUAUGAAUGGUUUAAUUUGACAUU